Leptonychotes weddellii (Weddell seal) is the source of this 3167-nucleotide messenger RNA. The record is from RefSeq and is a predicted model, not a curated record. NCBI's taxonomy places the organism in Eukaryota, Metazoa, Chordata, Mammalia, Carnivora, Phocidae.
GCAUUUAAUGAAGCCCCCCCAAACGUGGCUUCAAGCUACUAGAACGCAGGCGCCCCCGACACCCUUAAUCUUCUCCUCUGUUCCUCUGCUGAAGAAUUUGGCCUUCACGAUGACAGGCUGUUUUGGGAGUUUUCCCUUUCCCAAAACUUUGUAGUAGCCCGAUCGCACCACAUCAAUGAUAGGAGCAGCUCCAGUCUUGUUUUUGGCGGCAUUUACCCGUGUCUGCUCACUCACCAAGGUCCACGGUUUAUCAAGGUUGACAGUUGGGCAGAAGCUCUGGUUCCUCUUUAAGUGGUAAUGUCUCAUACCAACUUUUCCAAAGUAACCUGGGUGACAUUUGUCGAAGUUUCCUGUGGUGAUGCAUGCCACCAGCACUACCCCGGCCUCCUGGGUGCUUCCGGUGCUUGCCGAUGUGGCCGUGGCCGUGGCUCACGUGGCCCCGAAGUUUCCGGGUCUUCCUCAGUCUGGAUGGCAUGUCGGCAGCCCAGACGGAAAAGCUGUCUUUUACUUAAUGAUUUACAGAAGUUUUAAAAUCUAUCCUGCGUUUGGGGCCAUUGUUGGGCAUAUGUAUGGAGACUAUUUUCUCCCUGCCUGUGGCUUGCCUCUCGAUUCUCUGAACGGGUCUUUUGGGGAACUGAAGUUCCUAAUUUUAAUGAAGCCCCAAUUUAUCAGUCUUUUCGUUUAUGGUUACUAUCUUUUCUGUCCUUGGUUUGAUGUAAGAAAUCUUGGCCAAUCCCAAGUCCGGACAUGCCGGUCAGUGGUAGCUAAGAGCUCACUCUCUAGAGCCCAGAGAUCUGGUUUUGAACCUCAGUCCUGCCGCUUUCCUGAGCCUCCGUUUCCCCAUCUGUAAAGGGGGUGUGCCUCGCCGGGGGACUGUUAGGAACACAGAUGAGCUAACACAUGUGAUGAGCUUCGGUCAGUGUUAACAGGGGUUGGUUUUUUCCCACUGUUGAGAGCCUUAUCUGGGCUCUUCUAGGAUUCAGGCACCCACCUGAAAGGACAGUUGAUCAUUUGCUUCCCAGAGUCUGGCCACUGCAUCCCACUCCCUGGACACUUGGCAGAAACAUGUAUCCCCAGCUGCCCAGCCCCCAGACCAACUCUCAGGUCUGGGGCCGGCCCUGUCCCCAGGGGCUUUUAGUGCCCUCCCCAGUAUGGGAGCUCCAGUCUGGCCUAGCCCUCUCAUCUGACUGAGCCGGGGAGAGGAGGAGAGGGAGCCCGAGGCCCGAUCUCCCCAACGCCCACGCCUUCCCCUCCCCCUCACAUCCUUCUCUGCACACAGCGUAAGCACCCACCCACCCCCGUCCUGUGUUUCAGUGGGGACGCCUUACUACAUGUCACCGGAGAGGAUCCACGAGAACGGCUACAACUUCAAGUCUGACAUCUGGUCUCUGGGCUGUCUGCUGUAUGAGAUGGCAGCUCUCCAGAGCCCCUUCUAUGGAGAUAAAAUGAACCUCUUCUCCCUCUGCCAGAAGAUCGAGCAAUGUGACUACCCGCCUCUCCCUGGAGAACAUUACUCUGAGAAGUUACGAGAACUGGUCAGCAUGUGCAUCUACCCCGACCCCAACCAGAGACCCGACAUCGGCUAUGUGCACCAGGUUGCCAAACAGAUGCACGUGUGGACUUCCAGCACCUGAACGUGGACGCAGCACGCCUUCUCAGAGCCGCACCACUUUGCCUUACUUGAGUCUUCUCUCCGAAGUGGCCGCCUGGUAGCCUAGAUCAUCAACUAAGACAAGAGGGUUCGGCGGGUUCCCCAGAGGGGACCCCGGGCUUCACAGCAGGUGCUGAAUGCAGAGCAGCUGGGGGGAGGGGCACUGGUCACAGGGUCACUGGUGGUCACAUUCGGAAGUCCUUUCUUUAAACUGUUUGUGGACAAUCUCAGCUGGCUUGUUACCAAGGCGAGUGGUUCGGCGAGCCACCGACGACGUACCCCUUGUAUCUGGAUUGUAAUGUGAAUCUUUAGGAUAAUUCCUUCAGUGACCUGUCAAGGUUUAUAAGAACAGGAGAAUUGCAGGAGACUGUGUGACUUGUCGUGAGCCUUUCAAAUUGGUUAUAGCAAGUUCAGUUUAGCUCUUAGAAUCUUUUCAAAAAAAUCAAGCUGUGUGCUUGCUCUGUUGUAAAAGCAUAAAAUGGAAAUAAUUUUUUUAAAGUAGAGUGGAGAUUUUCCUAAUAUUUUUAUCUACGUUUAUAACAUGAUGAAUGACGAUGAGGAGAACCCAGCAUCUGGCACAGAGUUUCAGAAGGCAACCGGUAUUUCGUGAGCCAGGGGUGUCUUCUGCGCAGCUCCGCCCAGCCCUCCCCUCCUGAGCACCUGCUCGGUCCCAGGCGCCUCAAGCCCUCCCUCCACCACCUGCUGGAAGGCGGGCAGUUCAUUUAACAGUGUUAGGCGUUCUCCUCUGUGGGAAGGAAGCACGGGAUACCAAAAAUAGAAAUAUAAACCAUGCCCUCAGGCCGUCCUCUGUACCAAGUUCUGGUUCUGCAACUGCCUACCAUGACCCUGGGCGACUCUCUCAGCCUCUCUGAGCCUUAGUUUCCUCAUCUGUAAAAUGGGACUAAUAGUAUCUACCUUCAGCCUUGCUGGCAGAAUUGGAAAUAAAAUAGGCAAGUGACCCAGCACAUUGCAGAUGAUCCAAAAAUGGUAGCCACUCACCCACCCCUUCACAAAACUGAAGUCCAUGGACCAUGUAAGUAAGUACGUAAGAAUUAACGUACAACUACAUUAUAUGCAUAGGAAACCAGAACUAUGUUCAUUUAUUUCUUGUUCCCAAAUAGGAUUAACUGUGAAGACUAAUUUAUAAAUGUGAACUUAAGGAAAACUCAAGCUCUGAAGGAAAUAGUUUGAAUUCUGCUUUUCUACUCAAGUUAAUCCUCAAAUGGUCUAAGUUGUCACCCAUCGACUUGGUGACAGUUCAGCCCUCCAGAUAGAGACAUGCCCGCCCACUCAGCGUUCCGGUCAGGUGCUCUGAUUGCUGCCAACUUGCUGACCAGGGGCCCAGGCCUCCCUGGGGAUAAAGGACUUGGGCUGGGCCACUGCUCUGUUUCCAUGUGUGAACUCUGUUCUACUGUAACCCUGUCGGGUUUGAGACAUUUUCUUCAGAUGCAACCUUUGCUUUGUACUUGUUCUCCAUGUUUGAAAUAAAAUGGGGUAAGAGGGGUCACUUCUGUGA